CAAAAUCUUAAGAGUGCUACAAAAAUGGCGUCUCUGUUUUCGCAUCCUCCAUUUGUAUCACUCCCAAAAAGAAGAGGCAAUUACUAUACAACUAAUUGUGUGUCACCGCAAUCUGAGCCACCUCCUCCAUCUGAUCAAAAUCUAAGUUCAAACUCUGUCGAAAAGCAAAUCAAGCCGAGAACUGCUGCAGAAUCAACUGAUUGGAUUGCUUCCACCUUGACGAGGCGGUUCGGCAUCGGCGCCGGCCUAGCGUGGGUUGGCUUUCUCGCCGUUGGAGUCGUUUCGGAACAAAUCAAGACGCGCUUGGAAGUUUCUAGAGAAGAAGCAACCACAAGAGAUGUCGACAAGGAAGUAGAGGUCGUAUUGCCAAACGGCAUAAGGUACUAUGAAUUGAGAGUUGGAGGCGGGUCAUCGCCGCAAACGGGCGACUUGGUAGUGAUGAAUGUAAAGGGAAGGGUGCAAGGAAGCGGAGAGGUGUUUGUGGACACAUUUGAGAAUAGGGCUAUAGCCCUUGUGUUGGGUUCAAAGCCAUAUGGUAGAGGAAUAUGUCAAGGUUUGGAAUAUGCAUUGAGAGACAUGAAAGGUGGAGGGAAAAGAAGAGUGAUUGUUCCACCAAAUCUGGGAUUUGGAGAAGAAGGUGCUGAUUUGGGGGGAGGUGUUCAAAUUCCGCCAUCAGCCACCCUUGAAUAUGUUGUAGAGCUUCAGAAAGUUUCAAUUGCACCUGCCUGAUAGUUUCAAUUGCACCACUCUGAUGCAUAUUUUAUCAUUUACAACUCAUAAAUGUACAUUUUGUUUGCAUUAUUA
This is a messenger RNA of Salvia splendens (bonfire salvia), 804 nucleotides long. RefSeq names its product peptidyl-prolyl cis-trans isomerase FKBP17-2, chloroplastic. The record is from RefSeq and is a predicted model, not a curated record. Gene Ontology annotation, cellular component: chloroplast. Gene Ontology annotation, molecular function: peptidyl-prolyl cis-trans isomerase activity. Bases 25 to 729 code for a protein of 234 amino acids. The transcript is spliced from 3 exons. Lineage: Eukaryota; Viridiplantae; Streptophyta; Magnoliopsida; Lamiales; Lamiaceae.